AAAAAAAACAGCGUCGUCUUCUCAUCUCCUUUACUUUCAUCUUAAAAGGAAUUGAAGAGCUGUGAAAGAGAGCGAUACUGAGACAACGAAGGAAUCAACUGUUGCGGGUGAAAGAGAUUGAGAUCGGGAUCCACACGACUGAGAGUGUGUGAGCUAAACGGAUAUGGGAUCUCGGCUUCUCGACUGUUACUUCCGUUUCGUCUUCCACUGUCACUCCCACAACUGCAACAAUCUUCCUUGAUAGUUAUAAUUGCUAUACACAGAGAUUUGUGAAAGCUUACACUCGCUCUCUCUCUCUCUCUCUCUCAGGUGGUAAGGACUUUGAAACCCCUCACGUUGCAACAACGCAUUGUUUGUGGCAGUUUAAGAUAUUAAAUGGGUUCGAGAUACGCAUCUCACCAGCUCAGCAACGGUCUCUUUGUGUCUGGGGGUAGGCCGGAGCAACCCAAAGAAAAGCCUCCUACAAUGAGCUCAGUAGCCACGCCUUACACCGGCGGCGAUAUCAAGAAAUCUGGAGAGUUGGGGAAGAUGUUUGACAUUCCCACCGAUGGGUCCAAGUCAAGGAAGUCUGGUCCAAUCACCGGAGCUUCUUCAAGAAGCGGCGGGCAGUCUGGUCCUUUGCCUAAUGCAACCGGUCGUAUGUCUGGCUCUUUGGCCUCUGCUGCUGGGUCGAGUUCCAUGAAGAAAACAAACUCUGGCCCUUUGUCUAAGCACGGGGAGCCUCUAAAGAAAACCUCUGGUCCGCAGUCUGGUGGUGUAACACGUCAAAACUCUGGUUCUAUUCCUAUGCUCCCAACAACAGGUCUCAUAACAUCUGGUCCUCUGAACUCAUCUGGGGGUCCUAGGAAGAUCUCUGGUCCUCUAGACUACUCUGGUUCUAUGAAGUCACAUCAUAAGCCUUCCGUUGUCCAUAACCAGGCGGUAACUACCCUUGGUCCUGAAGAUGACUUCUCCUGCAUGAAGAGCUUCCCGAAGCCUGUCCUGUGGCUGGUUAUACUUAUAUUUGUGAUGGGGUUCCUCUCUGGAGGCUUCAUCCUUGGAGCAGUUCACAAUGCAGUUCUCCUCAUCGUUGUGGCGGCCUUGUUCGCUCUUGUUGCGGCGCUUUUCUUUUGGAAUCUUUCUUGUGAAAGACGUGGCGUCACGGAUUUCGUUGGUGGUUAUCCUGAUGCUGAUCUUAGAACUGCCAAAAACGGUCAAUACGUUAAGGUCACUGGGGUGGUCACAUGUGGUAACGUGCCGCUUGAGUCAUCGUUCCAUAGAGUUCCUAGAUGUGUUUACACGUCUACUUGUCUGUAUGAGUACCGUGGGUGGGGUUCAAAGCCAGCCAAUGCUUCACACCGCCGCUUCACAUGGGGACUGAGAUCAGCAGAGAGGCAUGUGGUAGACUUCUACAUUUCUGAUUUCCAGUCUGGUCUGAGAGCAUUGGUGAAAACCGGAAACGGUGCAAAGGUAACACCUAUUGUUGAUGACUCUGUUGUCAUCGAUUUCAAGCCAGGGAGUGAGCAGGCGUCUCCAGAUUUCGUAAGGUGGUUGGGUCAGAAGAAUCUAUCCAAUGAUGAACGAGUUAUGCGGCUUAAAGAAGGGUAUAUCAAAGAAGGAAGCACAGUGAGUGUCAUUGGAGUGGUACAGAGAAACGAAAGCGUGUUGAUGAUAGUCCCAACGACAGAGCCAUUAGCUGCUGGUUGGCAAUGGAGCAAGUGCACGUUCCCUGCAAGUCUUGAAGGCAUUGUGUUGAGAUGUGAAGAUUCAUCCAAUGUAGACGCAAUUCCCGUCUAGUGCGGUUAGUAGUAAGUCUUUCUUCUUGUUCUUCUUCCACGGUUGGUUCACUUCGGCUUCAUAAAAUAUUUUUCAUGAAAUCUGAAUUGUGUUCUUUGUUGGUGGCUUUUCACUCGCUCUGCUGAGAUGAUUCCUUUGGUUUGUGGUUUUAUGGUAGUUUCUUUUUUUGCCUCUAAUUAUUUGUUAUUACAUUAGGAUGAUGGAUUUGUGUUUUGGUUUGUAACUGUAAAGCUAUUUUAGUUUUUUUA
This is a messenger RNA of Brassica oleracea var. oleracea, 2024 nucleotides long. RefSeq lists its product as uncharacterized. The transcript is spliced from 5 exons. The record is from RefSeq and is a predicted model, not a curated record. Lineage: Eukaryota; Viridiplantae; Streptophyta; Magnoliopsida; Brassicales; Brassicaceae. The coding region runs from base 376 to 1776 and encodes 466 amino acids.